Molecule: messenger RNA, 855 nt
Organism: Lactuca saligna
Lineage: Eukaryota; Viridiplantae; Streptophyta; Magnoliopsida; Asterales; Asteraceae
Source: the annotation of a GenBank genome assembly
AUGUUGCUUCGGCGGCGUUUCGCCUUCUCUUCGCUCUGGACAGGAGCGCUAGUGGACACGGGGAGGGAGCAGGCGAAGCGUGUCGUUCGCAUUUUGCCAGGAAGUUGGUGGGCUCAUCAUGAAUUAGGUCGGGGUGGCUGGUGGUUUCGGGAUCCCGUGGAAAAUGCUUCUUUUAUGCCUCGGGUAUUAGCUACAACUCGAACCUCUUCAAUACGGUCCGGAUUGCUAGCUCCCGUUCAUAAUUUUGCUACAGAUGAUACACGAGGAAUCUUUUUAUGGUGGUUCUUCCUUCUAAUGACCGACAUAUCUAUGAUUAUUUUCUCCCAGAUGAAGCAGCAGGCAUCGGUCCGUAGAACCUAUAAAAAAGAGAUGGUUGUGGCGCGAAAGGGGGAUGGAGAAAGUGGACAAAACAAACUCGCAUUUCUCAUCGAACAAAUACAGGAAAAGAAUCAUAUUGAAAACGCUCCUAACCCAAGCCCUUCCUUCGUAGAGCCAUGUAUUAUAGAUCGUUUAUUCCAAAACCCAAUAAACCUGGGAAGCUACGCCGUCUUACUCAACCACAUAAAAAUGACAGUGAUGGAUGCAAUUUAUAAAGUCUUGAAUAAGGUCUUUGCUGGCAUAUUCUUAGAGUGUUCUCACAGGUUCAGGAAAGGAAGAGGGACUCAGACAUUCUUUGCGCAGAGUUUUAUUACUAUUAAUGGGUGGCUCCGCGAUUUCUUAUGGGCACAAGCAUCCCAGGCACUCUACCUCAGCAAAGGACGCGAUGAAGGAGUCACCAUCUGUCACAUGGGUGAUCAGGGCGGACAUUGUUCUUUCGUCAGUGCAGUCAGAUUGGAUCUGAGGCAGAAUGGAUAG